UUUCCUUUUGGAGUUUAUAUUUUUGCUCAAAAUUCUAAAUAUUGGUAGUUUCAAGCAGAAUGCGAAUAAAUUUAUUCAUAUGAACAUAUUUAAAUGAACGUUGAUCCAGAUAUUUGUGUUAGACUUCAAAGUUUACUUACAUUUUCACAGAUUGUGUCUGAUGUAGAUGAGCAACAUGAGUAGCCAACACCAGUACAUGUCGGUGAACAACCCAUCCAGCUCACGAGUGGGUGACAUUGAACACAUUAGCCACCUCUCAGAGCACAUAGGGUCUCUGUGCCUCUCCUCAGAGUACUCGGAUGUGACCCUCAUCGUGGAGGGGCAGCGCAUCCCCGCACACAAAGUGAUCCUCGCCGCCAGCAGUGACUACUUCAGGGCACUGCUGUAUGGUGGCAUGAGGGAAGCCAAUCAGGCGGAAGUGGAGUUGCAAGCGCCUCUCCAGGCUUUUAAAGCUUUGUUACGAUAUGUUUACUCGGGGCACAUGGGACUGUCGCUGCUACGCGAGGAUACGGUGCUGGACAUGCUGGGCUUGGCGCACCAGUUCAACUUCCAGGAGCUGGAGGCCGCCAUCUCCGACUACCUGCGCCAGGUGCUCGCGCUCAGGAACGUUUGCGCCGUCCUCGACGCCGCUAGGCUGUACGGCCUAGACGCGCUGAUGGACUACUGCUACAAGUUCUUGGACAGAAACGCAACGGAAGUGCUGCAGCACGACACUUUUUUACAGUUAUCCGUAGAGGCUUUGCAAGGCCUUUUGGAGCGCGACUCUUUCUUCGCUCCAGAGGUGGACAUCUUCAAGGCGGUGUGCAGCUGGUUCAACGCCAACGAGCAGUGGGUCAAGUCGGAGAGCGGCAUGGCCCAGGUUGAGAAGAUCCUCAAAUGUGUCCGCCUGACGCUGAUGAGUUUGGAGGAGUUGCUGACCGUGGUGCGGCCCUUCGCGCUCGUGACGCCCGACAUGCUGCUCGACGCGAUCCAGGAGAAGACGCAGACCAAGAACACGGACCUGCGCCAUCGAGGGGUUUUGGUGCCCGAGGAGAACGUGGCGACGGUGGCGCGCGGCGCGCGUGUGGUGGCCGGCGACAUGCGCUCGGCGCUGCUCGACGGCGACACCGACAUGUACGACAUGGAGCGCGGCUACACGCGACACACCAUCUCCGACGCGCCCGACAACCCCGGCAUCAUCGUGCGGCUCGGCACCACCACCAUCGUCAACCACGUCCGCCUGCUGCUGUGGGACCGCGACAACAGAUCGUACGCGUACUUCAUCGAGGUGUCUGUGGACCAGAAGGACUGGGUGCGUGUGAUCGAUCACAGCAAGUACUUCUGCCGCUCCUGGCAGAACCUCUACUUCGAGCCGAGGGUGGUGCAGUACAUUAAGGUUGUGGGCACCAGCAAUACUGUUAACAAGGUUUUCCAUGCAGUGUCCCUUGAAGCGAUGCACACGUCGCUCGUGCCGCCGUUGCGUAAUGGCCUCGUUUGCCCCACGCACAACGUCGCUACAUUGGACCUCUCCGCUGUCGUAAUCGAGGGUAUCAGCCGCUCGCGCAACGCGCUGCUCAACGGCGACACGGAGCACUACGACUGGGAGCAGGGCUACACGUGCCACCAGCUGGGCUCGGGCGCCAUCGUGGUGCAGCUGGCUCAGCCCUACCUGCUGUCGUCCAUCCGCAUGCUGCUGUGGGACUGCGACUACCGCCACUACUCCUACUACGUGGAGGUGUCGCUCAACUACUGGCACUGGGACAUGGUGGCCGACCGCACCAGGGAUCCGUGCAGGUCGUGGCAGGUGAUCCUGUUCUCCCCGCGACCAGUCUCCAUCAUACGCAUCGUCGGAACCAAUAAUACUGUCAACGAAGUGUUCCACCUGGUGCACUUGGAGUGUCCCGCACAAGUAGAGGAGGCGCGUGAAGACCCUGUCGCUAAGAAACAACGACCGUCGCGCGAACGAGAAACGAACGACAGUCGCGAGGGACGCGAACCGCGCGACGACAGGCGCAGCCCGCCGGAAGGUAGCCGCAGCCCGGAUUCCCGACCCCGAACCCCCAGCCCCUCUGGCGACGGAGACUCUUCCGGCGGCGAGGGCGGAGCGCCCGCCGUGCCGCGUAGAGCCCUACCGCCCGCGGAGACCGCCACCGAAGCAGAAGAAGGUUACGAUGACUGAAUACCGGAAACGUGAGGAUGGAAACAUGCUUAUACACAACACGCGUACAUUUCAGUUACUUGUGCAAUUCGCUGUCCAACUGACAGCGAAUUGCACAAGUAACUGAAAUGUACCGGCCGUUUGAUAGUCUAACUGCAACUCUGUAUUUUACAAAUACAUCUCCCAAGGGGUAUUAAUGUCAUGAUCAUUUGAGGCACGUUGAAAACUUGUCCAAUACUUCUCAUAUAAUAUCCCAACAUAAAACCGCUGGAAACAAGCGACCGUGGAUUUUAAAACUCCCUACAAAUAAACAUUUGUCUGUCAGUGAAUGUCAAUCGGUUGAAGUGUUUACAGAACUGCAGACCAAAUUCAAAGAUGUUUUAUUCAUGUAGACCUUAUCACUUAUGAAGUGAUCAUACAUAUAACCAGCGAUGUCGAUAACUACAUUCGUUAACUUAAAACUAAAGCUAGGAGGGUUCCGAACGCAACCUGGUCUAAA
Messenger RNA from Pararge aegeria (speckled wood butterfly), 2636 nucleotides. It is a transcript of the gene BTBD9, whose product is annotated as BTB/POZ domain-containing protein 9. The transcript has 15 exons. The coding region runs from base 167 to 2158 and encodes 663 amino acids. Lineage: Eukaryota; Metazoa; Arthropoda; Insecta; Lepidoptera; Nymphalidae. Gene Ontology annotation, biological process: modulation of chemical synaptic transmission; adult locomotory behavior; circadian behavior. The record is from RefSeq and is a predicted model, not a curated record. Gene Ontology annotation, molecular function: protein binding.